Guillardia theta CCMP2712 is the source of this 516-nucleotide messenger RNA. RefSeq lists its product as hypothetical. The coding region runs from base 1 to 516 and encodes 171 amino acids. The record is from RefSeq and is a predicted model, not a curated record. The transcript has 7 exons. Lineage: Eukaryota; Cryptophyceae; Pyrenomonadales; Geminigeraceae.
AUGUCAACGUACCUCGACAUCCGAGGGCUCAAGUUCCCCGGGCCCCAGCACUGGAUCUCCCCGCGAAGAGCUCACGAGAUGAAGGAGGAGCUUGCCAGGUGCAAAGCUCAGGGGAAGGACUUAUGGUCGAAGGAGUGGAAGAAUGUCCCGACCACCUUCAACGUCAGGUCCAACACGUCGAGGUCCUAUCAAACCUUUGAAGUCCGGGGUGUGAAGAUGUCAAGGUUGUCGCUGAAUAAAUUGAGGCCCAGCACGACGGCUUCAUCAGCAAGAUAUCGUAGCGACAGCAUGUACUCUUCAUGCGAGUAUGAUGGAGUGAACAGGAGAUACAAGACUUCUAUGGCAACGUACAUCACAUACACCGAUGACUCGCGGAGGCCUGUCUCUGUACUCCAUUACCUCAUCUCCUCACCUUUCUCACAGUUCGCCGGCCCAUCGAACGCCAACCUCUGUGAUGAAAGGGAGUCAUUCUCCCUUCGCAAGACCAGCUCAAAUCAGUUCUCCAAGAUCACCUGA